This is a messenger RNA of Symsagittifera roscoffensis, 1013 nucleotides long. RefSeq lists its product as uncharacterized. Bases 32 to 865 code for a protein of 277 amino acids. The record is from RefSeq and is a predicted model, not a curated record. Gene Ontology annotation, molecular function: oxidoreductase activity, acting on the CH-CH group of donors. Gene Ontology annotation, biological process: lipid metabolic process. Gene Ontology annotation, cellular component: membrane. The transcript is spliced from 2 exons. NCBI's taxonomy places the organism in Eukaryota, Metazoa, Xenacoelomorpha, Acoela, Convolutidae.
UCCACCGUCUGGUAUCUUCAGAUUGUCGCCCAUGACCAACGGUGCUUCAAAGAUGGCAGCUGCCUCAGCAGGCUGUGGCUGGUCAGUGCUUAAAUGGGCCACAGGAACCAACUUCGCCAUCCAGCUGGCCGGCUUCUCAAUUGCCAACUGGUUCAAAACUGAGAAGUUCUUCGACCUGACUGGAGCCAUGACCAACAUUGUGGUGCCUUCCAUGUGUUUCUUCAUGGGCAGAAAUAAUCGCAGCUCCAGGCUGUUGGUUUGUAAAAUCCAAUACGCUUGUGUAGUGCUCUGGGCUGCCAGGCUGGGCUCUUUCCUGUUCUACCGCGUGAUGAAAGAUGACGGCGACCGCAGAUUCGACAAAAUCAAAAAGAGCACCGCUAGCUUCUUCGCCGCUUGGAUGGUGCAAGGCGUCUGGGUUUCCCUGAUUUCACUUCCCACAUGCUGUAUGUUUCUCAUGCAGAAGAAUAUUCCAGUGCGACCAGCCCCUGCACACAUACUUGGAUGGUCAAUGUUCGCCGUCGGAUUCCUUCUAGAAGCUGUCGCCGACCAGCAGAAAUUGUCGUUCAACUCAAACAAAGAGAAUGAGAAAGAGUUCAUGAGGUCUGGGCUGUGGAGUUUGAGUAGACAUCCGAACUACUUAGGCGAAGUGAUUCUGUGGUGGGGUCUGUACCUCUCGGCUGUGGCCUCCACUCGCUGCAGAUUUUACCGCAGCUCCAUGCUCAUCAGUCCCCUCUUCGUCACCUACUUGCUGGGCGUCUUCUCCCUCAACAUGCUGGAGAGAUCGAGUGAAAAGAAGUACGGAUCUCACCCGGACUACCAGUCCUACAAGGACACAACACGCAAGCUCAUCCCCUUCCUGUACUAGCAGGCCAACUAUAGAUUUCAACUUCCUGUACAAGCAACAGCACAGAAAACAACUCAUCUACUGACGUCUCGUCUGAACUUUAUUUUUUGUGAUAAUAAUUUUAUAAGCUGAUCUCUUAUCUUCACUUUCAUUAAUAUGAAUUCGAUAU